AUGAGUGUUGUAACGACGAAGGGCGACAGCGGCAGCAGCACCGCGGCAGCUACGGCCAUGCAGUCUGACACUGGCACAGAAGGCGCUCCGGCCACCAAUCAUCCGAACCGACCCACCACUGAAGGCGCCACACCACCCGGAACGAAUUCCGAUGGUGAAGCUGCAUCAGCCAACAAAUAUGAUACGGUCUCUCAGACUGCGGGAUCCACAGCAGCGCCAACCACAAACGCCAAAGCAGAUGACACGACGAAGCCUGGCGACAGUGACAGCGGCACCGCAGCCUCCCACACCACCGCUUUUCUUUUGCGCUUAACGUUGCGUGUGCGGCUGCUGCGAUAG
Trypanosoma cruzi is the source of this 339-nucleotide messenger RNA. RefSeq lists its product as uncharacterized. Lineage: Eukaryota; Euglenozoa; Kinetoplastea; Trypanosomatida; Trypanosomatidae. The transcript has a single exon. Bases 1 to 339 code for a protein of 112 amino acids. The record is from RefSeq and is a predicted model, not a curated record.